Molecule: messenger RNA, 4797 nt
Organism: Cavenderia fasciculata
Lineage: Eukaryota; Evosea; Eumycetozoa; Acytosteliales; Cavenderiaceae
Gene: docC
Product: DOCK family protein
Exons: 5
Coding region: 1-4797 (1598 amino acids)
Biological process (GO): small GTPase-mediated signal transduction
Cellular component (GO): cytoplasm; plasma membrane
Molecular function (GO): guanyl-nucleotide exchange factor activity; small GTPase binding
Source: RefSeq, a predicted model, not a curated record
AUGUUUAGAACAUCAAUAGGUGUAUCGAAUUUAGAUCGAUCAAUAAUUAGCGAUGAGCGAUGGGUUUGUACAGACAGGUGUUUGUUUGGAAAAACAAAUAUAGACAAAAACAAUAUGAUCAAUAUUGUCAAUGAUCAAAUCCUACCAACACCCCCUGCUUCACCCAUGAAAUUACAGGGAGACGGAGACGGAGGUGGGGAUGGAGAUGUAGACAUGAAUGGAAAUGGACGAGUGGUUAGAUCAGACUCGAUCAGUGAUAUAGCCAUCAUGUCUAAACAAUUUCUUAGCCCAUUCUCUAGACACAGAGCAUCAACUGUCUCUGGUGCUUUGGCAUUCUCCUCCGGAUUUACUAAUAACCCUAAUGGUACUGGUACAACCGCUGUUUACAACAACAACAACAACAACAACUAUGGUAAUAGUGGUAUAGUGACUACAGCAACAAUGGCGACAUCAUCAACAUCAUCUUCAACAACAACAAGACCAACAAGUGAACAAUUAUUUCAUCAACUUGGAAACCAUUAUCAACAACAUCAACAGGGAACACGACCAACUUCAAUGGAUGAUAAAAUAACAAUAUCAUUAUCAACCGAGAUGAUUCAUGGCAACACCAACAAUAACCAUUGUAAUUUAUAUUCUUAUCAAACUCCACAAAAGAAUCCAUCCUAUACAAUUAAUGAAGAUGAUGGGGAGAAUACAACUCCAAUCUCAUCUCCCUUGACUCCCAUCACUCAUUAUGACUUGUCACCACGUGGACAAGGUAUUAUUAAAUUGGAUCUAUUACAACAACAGCAGCAACAUCAACAACAACAAAAUAAUCAAUUGUCUCCAUAUUCGUCACACUCGACAUUUGUGGCGAGUGGUAAACGAUGUACUCCAGGGACAUCAACAGUCAACAAACGAUCAUCUACCUCUUUAUUGGCAUCUCCCAUGUUAUUGAGUGGUGGCGGUGGUGAUUAUCAUCAUGGACAUGGUGCAGGCGGAGAUGUUAUAACACCACCAUCAAGUCCACUUCAUGGUAGUGGUACAACCGGUACAGGUAUUGGUCAAACAACACAACAAAUAUAUCAACAACAAAUAUACCAAUACCAACAACAACAACAAAAUCAAGCCAAUAAUACAUUAAAAGUAUUUUCACCACCUCGUCGUAGAAAGACUUGUGCCAAUUUACAUGCACGAGUAUAUAAUUCCCCAUCACCAAAUACAAUGUCACCAUCACCUGCCAUUGUUCUCACUCCACCUCCCACAGAGUCAUUGUCAGAUGACUAUAACAGUACUGAGAAUGAUGCAGUAACAGCUGUCAUGAUGGCAUAUGCUGAUGCCCGUAAACUACUGCAACAAGGUGUUGCCUACUUGCCCGCCGAGCUUCUUCUCAAUAUAUUCCAAUAUUUCACAGCAGAACAAAUCUGCAAGGUUGGUAUGACAUGUAAAUGGUGGCAGAUUGUCGCCGAACAAAAUACACUAUGGCUCUCUAAAUUUACCGAACGUUUUCAACGUCCUCAAAAUAUUAUCGAUCGUCUAACAACUAUUAGUAAAGAAUCUUGGAAAGAAUUAUAUAUUCAACAUUUUUUUUUGGAUACAUCAUUUAGUGAAAUUGAAAAGAUAUUAGUAUUAUUUCCAGUUACACCAGAAUAUGAACAUGAUAUUACAAUAUUAUUAAACAAAGUAUUAAAUUAUUUACAACACACUGAAUCAGUGACAGAGUAUAUAUUGAAAUUGGAGCAUUUGAAAACAAUCCAUUUGACAUUUGGAAACAAGGUAGAGGCUGCCAUAUGCCAAUUGAAUCACAGUCAGCUGAUCAGUUGGUCAAAUGACGCAGACAUUACAUUUAAAGAAGAGUAUGGGUAUCCCAUGGAAUCACAAUCCGAUCGUAAAGAGAGACUACUAAACAGCUCACUCGAAUUGUUUAUGGAUGGAAAGUAUUGGGAGCGAGGUUUGGCAAUCAUUAAAAAACUUCGAAAAAAAUAUAAAAAAGAUAUACAACAAAAAGGUUUACAACAACAACAACAAAAUCAACUUAUUAAAAAAUUGGUUAGUUUAAGUAAAUUAGAACAUACAUGUUAUAAUUCAAUUGAACGUAAAGAAAGAUUUUUUGAGGAAUAUUUCCUUGUUGAAUUUAGAGGAAAGGGGUUCCCGAAAUCAGUCGAUGGCAAAAAGUAUAUAUUUAGGGGUCGAGAGUUGGAGAAGCUUGGAAACUUUGUUGGACGUAUGAAAAAUAGAUUCCCGGGUGCAAAGGUUGUCCCAAAGACUGACAAGGACGAUAUUUUGACUGGACAGUACAUCCACAUUCGUCCUUGUAAGCCUGUAUCAAUGCCAAAGGAUUUUGCAAAGACUACUGGUACUGGUGAAAGUUUGGAUAACUUUAGUGGUGGUGGUAGUGGAGACAUGAGUAGAUCAAACUUUAAAGAUCUCCAAUCCUACAUUAAUAACAACUCCAAGGUAUUUUUCUUUUCACUUCCAUUUAAAAAAAAGAAAGAACCUAAAGAGUUGGAUGGUCUAUCCCAACAACCAACACAACAACCAGAGAAUGAAUUUUUAGAUUUAUGGACUUGUCAUACAUACAUUGUAUCUUCUUCGAGUUUUCCUAAUUUGAUUAGGUGUAGUGAGGUACAGGCAAUUAUAGAGAUUGAACGUAACCCAUUAGAGAAUGCAAUUGAAACGUUGGACAAGAAGAAUAAGCAGCUCGAUGGCAUAUUUGAAGUGACCAAGAUGCAAAAGGAGUGGUCUAACAACUUGACCAUGGCACUUAAUGGAGUGGUCGAUGCGGCAGUGUCGGGUGGAGUCAACAUGUAUCGCGUGUUUUUCAGUCUGUCCUACUUGCAAGAGAACCCAGGUCACUUGGACCUACUCAAGCGACUCAAGGACCUGUUGUUUUCACAAAAACGGUUGUUGGCAUGCGGACUCGACUUGCACGCACACUAUUGUCCAAUGAAUAUGAAAGCAUUGCAAAACAAGAUGGAAGUAUGUUUUGAAAAGUGGAAGCAGAUUAUCGAGGAGCUUGUCAUUUACUCGCCACCAGAGACCCCAACGAUUGCCAGGCCACCCUCCCCUAUUAAUCUCAUCGAUGAGAUUGAUAUUCAACAAAUGGUCGUCCCACCAAAAUUACAAACUACAAAGUCUCCCGUCAAGUCAACAGCAUCUACAGCAGAAGUAGUAGUCACGAAAGAUUCACCAAGAAAGAUCCUAACUAGAAAGGAUUCCCCUAUUAAAAAUGUUCAACAACAACAGCCAACAACAAGGAGCGACUCCCCCAAACACCAAAUCCAACAAUUGUCAAGUCAACUCAAGGAAAUUAAUCUAUCAACUAACAACAACAAUACACCAACCAAACAACCAUUAUUCUCACCGCGAAAAUCACCUUCUUCGUCAUCUGCUGCCAUGCCACCACCAUCUGCACCGCCUGCCAAACCGACGGCCAAGGUUGUACCCAAGACAUCCAAGACACUGGCAACACCAACCAAGAAGCAGUUGUUGGCCAAUCCAAACACGUUGGGAUUGUCGGCUAGCAAACCACCUAUAACUGCCAAGCAGCUAACCAGUGGUAGUCCCAGUUUAGCACCACCCAUGCACAUUAAGCCAUCGUCCUCAUCGGUAUCGUCUACCUCGUCGUCGACCGUUAGAAACACCAGUCCCGGUCUACGUCCCUCAUCCAGUGCAUCAAAUCUUAAUGCUCUAACAACACAAUCCACUACUAUGAUGACAACCACCACGACCACUACUACAACUACGACCACUACCUUUUUGACUACCCCACCUUUGGCAUCAUCACCGUCCCCAUCCCCAUCCACCACACAACCAUCAUCUGCAUCAUCCUUGUAUAGACCAACUCUUAGUCUCUUGGCCAAACGCUCAAAAGAGAAUACCAGCACUUCCAAUGUAUUAGUAGCACCACCAACACCAGCCUCACCAAGAAACCCUAAACCUAAUCUAAAUAGUACAAUGGGUUCAACUGGCAGCAGCAGCAUCAGUCGAUCAACCCCACCUCUAAGUGGACGAUCCACCCCAACCAAACCAUCACCAACACUAAUUUCUCAAUUACAAUUACAUCAUCAACAACAUCCUCAACCUCAACAACAACAACCACAACAACAAUCUUCUAAAACUCAACCACCACUAAAGUCACCGAGAAUAUCUAAAAUCACUAAAACAACAGAACCCAAAACACCACCACCAUCUACAACAUCCAAAGGAUCCUCUUCACUCUCUUCAUUUUCCCUCACAACCAUUAAAAAGAGAUUGUCACUCGAUGGUAACGGUAGCAGCAGUAGUAGUGCCGGUAAAAGAUUAUCAAUGAUUUUUAAGGAAACUCCUAUUUCCAUGGUAGCCAACAGUACCAACAACCACCAUGCCCAUGCUAGUAAACCACCUAUUAGUAGCAAGGGUUCAUCAUCUUCUUCAUCAACUACCAAUCAAAACAGUAAUCCAAAUAGUAAUAGUGGAACUGCAACUAGUGGUAGUAGUAUGACUGGAUUAAAAUCAUUGAAAAAGAUAGCAUUAUCCAAACAAUCUACAUUACCAACUACUACCAUUUCACCACCAUUAAAUGGAACACUAACCAAACCAACGACUUUACCAACGACGACAACAACGAAUAACUUUACCUAUCCCAAAGAUGAAACACCCAAAUUACACAAGGUGCCAAAUCGUGGAGCUCUAACACCCAUUCCAAUCACACUUAGUUUAUCACAUCAUCCAUCAUCCACUUUAUUAUCAUCAUCUUUAUCAUCUGCAUCUACAACACCACCACUAUCAUCAUUACCAUCAUCAUCAUUGUCAUCAAUAUCAUCUUCCAACAACUAA